Messenger RNA from Fundulus heteroclitus (mummichog), 2162 nucleotides. It is a transcript of the gene grtp1a, whose product is annotated as growth hormone regulated TBC protein 1a. The transcript has 8 exons. Lineage: Eukaryota; Metazoa; Chordata; Actinopteri; Cyprinodontiformes; Fundulidae. The coding region runs from base 545 to 1684 and encodes 379 amino acids. The record is from RefSeq and is a predicted model, not a curated record.
ACAUUAGAUCUGAUUUAGUUCGUUUGUCCCCCCCCCCCACCGUUCCUAAAUCCUCCAUGGAGUCGAACCGGGCAGGAGGAGGGACACUAAUUGAAUAAACGUGCAGGGUACGGCGGGUGGGGUUGUUUCUGGGCCUCGUUCGGACUUUCUUGGCUUUCCGGGACCAUGUAGCUUCGCAGCGAGAAGCCGAGGACCAGCAGCAGCAGCAGCAGCAGGUGUUUGUGGAUGAAUAUCGAGGAAAAACUCUCCGCACACCGUCCCGACACGACUGGCUUGGGGCUGACCGCCACUAUAUUGAUAAAAUAUAUAGGUGACUCGCUUUAGACAUUCUUUUUUGACUCCAGGAGGGGAAGUUGUGGGGGAAUGUUCCCAUUUGGGUUUUGAUGUUGUGAAAUAAGUUGCUCUCCGGAGAAAGAGGGAGUGACGUCCUGUCCCGUUUCUCCCGACGCCAAGAUGGAGAACUUGAACGCCCCGGAGAACUUGCCUCAACUUUGCGUGGGUUCGGUUCGCUUAUAAACCUUUUUUGAUUUAUUUGUUUCAUUUUAUGAAACAAACUGACAGAUGCUGGGACCAUAGCUCUGUUGUUGGGGAUAUUUUUUUCUUUUUUUUUUUUUUUUUCACAAUGGAGACGGCGGUAAAGUCGAGCAACGGGACCCGCUCCUCCGGGAAGCGGAGUGCAGCCAAAGACAGAGCGGACAGAAUCGACCCGUACGGCUUCGAGCGCUCCGACGACUUCGACUACGAGUCCUACGAGGAGCUCAUGUCCGAGUAUCUGGUCGUCCUCACCCGGCGCUCCAUCAAGUGGUCCAGACUGCUGAAGGGCAAAGGCAGAGUGCAGAAGAAUGUGAAGCUAAAGCGUUACGUGCGCAAGGGGAUCCCCAACGAGCACCGCGCUCUGAUCUGGAUGGCGGCGAGCGGCGCUCAGGAGCAGCUGGAGAGGAAGCCGGAGCACUACCAGGCCAUGCUGCAGAGCCGGCACGACGCCAAGCUGGUGGAGGCCAUCAGAACAGACUUGAACAGAACAUUUCCAGACAACGUCCUGUUCCGCAAGACGUCGGACCCGUGUCUGCAGAAGGCGCUCUGCAACGUGCUGCUGGCCUACGGCCACCAUAACCCAGCUGUGGGCUACUGCCAGGGGAUGAACUUUGUUGCUGGGUAUCUACUGAUCGUCACAAAAGAUGAAGAGAAAGCUUUCUGGCUGCUGGACGCUCUGGUUGGGAGGAUCCUGCCAGACUACUACAGUCCAGCUAUGACGGGCCUGAAAAUGGACCAGGAGGUGCUGGGGGAGCUGGUGAAGCUCAAAGUCCCCGCAGUGUGGCAGGUGAUGAUGGAGCACAACGUCAUGUGGACGCUGGUGGUCUCUCGGUGGUUCAUCUGUCUUUACAUAGACGUUUUGCCCGUGGAGACUGUUCUGAGGAUCUGGGAUUGCCUUUUCUACGAAGGUUCAAAGAUCUUGUUCCGCGUGGCUCUGACGCUGAUCCAUCACAACCAGGCGCUGAUCGAACAGGCCCGAUCCCUGCCAGACGUCUGUCAAGCCUUCAAGCAGAUCACCAAGGGACCAUUCGUGGAAGACUGCCACGCUUUCAUGCAGAAAAUCUUCACUGAACCAGGAAGUCUCUCCAUGGCAGCCCUGACUAAGCUGCGGGCGGCGUGUCGUGGUCGAGUCGCUGCAGAAGAGUCCUGACCUGGACUCCACACAUUCCAGAGGGACGAGCUCCCAGCAGCUCCUUUACAUCUAAUUUUCUUUCUUUAUCUUUUUUUUUUUACCGAGUCACUACACACUGAACUUUUUGUCUUAAAGCGUAAACUGAGAUAAUCGUGAAGCUGAAAUAAUUCAGCGCUUUAUGACACAAUGAUUCCAUUUAAUACCAUGAAGUUUGUCUUAAAUGAAGUUUUUCACCUUUAGGUAAAUGUGGAUUUGUGCACUUUAAUCCUAGGUGACAAAAUCUAAAUGGGGGGGAGGGGUUGUACCUUUUCUUUCUUUUUUUUAAAGCACAGCCAAGAAGGAAAAAUAAGUCCACUGUGUUUCACAUCUUUGUCAAAAAUGUAAGUUUAACACUAAUUGUUGUUUAGGUGACUGAAGAGAUGAGAUGAAAUGUGACGCUGUGUUAAAGUUAAACCAGAAUAAUUUCAGUCAUUUAAUGAAACCUUCAAUCACCUGA